Episyrphus balteatus (marmalade hoverfly) is the source of this 2154-nucleotide messenger RNA. RefSeq lists its product as uncharacterized. NCBI's taxonomy places the organism in Eukaryota, Metazoa, Arthropoda, Insecta, Diptera, Syrphidae. The record is from RefSeq and is a predicted model, not a curated record. Bases 1237 to 1818 code for a protein of 193 amino acids. The transcript has 4 exons.
AGGAAAUUUUACUGACAGGAAUUAAAAAAAAAAUAUUUCCGUUUAAAUUCAGAUAUUUUGUAUGUGCUUUGCCUGAAACUUCACCUGGUCCUGGCAAUGGGUCACUAAAAAUUAGGAAAUUCUCCCUCCACAGGACAUGAAGCUCUAAAAAACCUCGAACAUACCGAAUAUGCUCAUUAGUAUAAACUGAACUGAUCGGGGAGAAGCAGAUAUGUAGGAGAGUUAUGAUCCCCUCGACAUCAAGAUCGUACAAAGGAAAGAAAAGAAGAAGGACUUCAAACGCUAUCUGGCGGUAUUAAAGUGGGUGUUUUUUCUGUUAUCAAAGUUAUUUUCAAGUUUGAAUAUGGUUUUAAAUAACUCUAGAAGAUCAAGUCCGCGCAUAAUAAUCUUCCACUUUAUUUGAAUUAAAUCGAAAAAAAAAUGUGAAAUGUUCCUUUCUUCUACUUAUUAAAAUACUAUUUCCAUAAAAAAUCGUUCAAGUUUACAUAAAUAACAAAUGAGCUCCAGUCUACAAAAUUCUGAAUCUACGUGAAGUAUAUUUAAGGCUGGAUCGCAAUCAUUUACCAUCAUAUCAUAAUAAUAAUUUUGUGAAUAUUCAGAGUGACGAGACAUACCUCGCAUCCUUCCCGAACAUCACACUUUUGAUUCUAGAAAAAAAAGGGGUAUACCUAGCAUGUGCUUGUUAUAAUAUAUGUAUUUAUGAAUAUGUGCAGUCAAUGUUUUCACCCAAAUGGAGUGCCGCAGUUCAAACAUGGCCAUUUCCAUCACAGAACAUUGGCCAAAGAGUGAUUGCUCCCCGCCAAAGUGUCGUUAUCGGAGUCCUGGUUUUGCUGGUUGUUUUUAGUUCUUACGAUGCGUUCUUGUUUGGGUGGUGUUGAUUUUUCUGAUGCCCAUUCCUGUACUUAAUCAUUUUUAUUUGUACCUAUUUUCUUUCGGAAAAAAAACCUUACAAUGCGAUAAUCUAGGGGUGGUAGAUACAUGUAAUGAUAUGAUUAUUAUAUGUGAACAUUUACGGGAGGAAAAAAUCACUAUAAAAGCCAAAACGCAGUGGCACUUAAAAUCAGUUACCAGUCAGUUUUUGGUGUCCAGUGGUAAUAUAUUGUUCAAAAGUAUCAACAAUAGCCGUCGUUCAGAAAAUUGUCAAUGUGAUUUUUUUUUUUACAAAUAAAAUCGAAAUUUUUAUAAACAUUGUACCCAAAAGGAUAUUCAAUUAAAAAAAAGUGUAUUGUUAUAAUUAUGGCAACCAUAUGUCGGAUGGCAAUUGGAUCGUGUAUAGUUUUAAUGUUUGUUUGUAUCAGAGCUAUGGAGACAGUUAAUUCAGCUGGAGAUGUAGGAGGAGUUUAUUCGAUUGAAAGAAAGCGAGGAAAUCCUGCAGGUAGUGAAAAAGCUGAAUUUGUUAACCCUGCAACUCUACAAGGAAACUAUGACGAAUAUCCGCUAAUUGUACCAAAACGCGCAGCUCUUCUACUGGACAGACUUAUGGUAGCCUUACAUCACGCUUUGGAAGAAGAAAGAAAUGUCAACCGUCGCAUAAGUGAAAUUUACGGAAGAGAUAGAACUCCCAGUUUUCUAUUGAAAGGUGGUUCCUUAGCAGAUUUUGAUCCUACUGAAAAUGAUAAUAUGUAUAGCGACGAAGAAGAGCCCGAUUAUGAUUUAAGAAAUUUAAGAGAUCUCAAAUCACCAAAUCGUGGCAGUGGUGAAACUUUAAUGGCAAAGAGCUUUCAGAGAAGAACACCACACGAAGAGGAUACUGGAUCUGGUCGAACUAAUGGACGAAUGUAUUGGCGUUGCUAUUUCAAUGCAGUUAGUUGUUUUUAAUUUCUCCUUUAAUCGGAGUAUCAUUAUAAUUUUUCUAAAAAAAUAAUUUUAUUUAAAUAUAUACUUAUGUAUAUGUAUAUAAAUGAAGUAUUAUUAAUAUUAUUGUAAUGUUCUUAAAAUAAUAUUUUUUUUCUAUCGCUAAUGUUGGUUCCAAUGAUACAUACAUAUAAUUUGAUUCGUAUCGCAAUUAAAAUAUUGUAAAUUUAAAAUAGUCUGUACAUUUAAGAAAAAAUAAAUCAAUGUUAUGUUUGAUCGCUGGUUUUUUCCUAUAAGCGGUGUUUUCUUGACACUUGGGCUCUAUUUAUUGGAUUAUUUAUUUAAGAGCCGAUUUUUCAA